AUGGCAGAAGAAAUGCUUGACAAAAAUGUGUCCCUGAUGCAUAAAGCAGAACAAUCCCGUUCGCCUGGGCUGCUAAUGAUAAAAACUGAUUAUGUUCAGGAAAAUCAAGACUUAAAUGGAUUUAAGCUGGAGAAAAAAAGAUGCAUAAGGUCUGGUGGUGAUGGCGACACGCCUCGCAAAGGAAACACUCCUCAAACAUUCCAGCAGAAUAAUGCUGCAGAAAGAAAGAGAACCGUAUUUACCGCUGCUCAAAAACAAGAACUAGAACAAGUAUUCCUCAAUUACCGCUAUCCAUCGCGAGGGUUGUGCGAACAUUUGGCCGAAAAGUUCAAUAAAUCUUAUUCUUCAAUCAAGGUUUGGUUUAAAAAUCACAGAGCGCGAAGAACAAGAGCUAAAGCAGGCCCCAAAACACCAAACCCAACCUAUAGCGUUUAUCCUUGGUUUUCCUUCUGUUCCACUCGUUACCAAUCGCAUGGUCAAAGUAUUCCGUGGUGCUACAAUCGCAGACGAGGCUUUAUCCCGGAGUUUCUUGGAACACAACACGAGCAACCUAGUGGGUUCAACCCUCUUGAAAGCUAUCCACGCUUAUCGAUAAACGGCGACAGACGUCUGAUUGCGAUGAGGGGAAUGGAUAACGAACAGCGUAGCUCUGCCUUCUCUUUGUACACAAGAAAAGUUUAA
Messenger RNA from Actinia tenebrosa (Australian red waratah sea anemone), 681 nucleotides. Its product is annotated as pituitary homeobox 1-like. NCBI's taxonomy places the organism in Eukaryota, Metazoa, Cnidaria, Anthozoa, Actiniaria, Actiniidae. The record is from RefSeq and is a predicted model, not a curated record.